This is a messenger RNA of Hyaloscypha bicolor E, 1121 nucleotides long. RefSeq lists its product as uncharacterized. The transcript has a single exon. The record is from RefSeq and is a predicted model, not a curated record. Lineage: Eukaryota; Fungi; Ascomycota; Leotiomycetes; Helotiales; Hyaloscyphaceae. Bases 12 to 917 code for a protein of 301 amino acids.
CACUUCACAACAUGUCCUCCUACACUUCAUCAAAGUCAAUCACUUCGUCACCUCAAACCAUGUACCCAUUCACUAAUCUUCCUCCCGAAAUACGCGCCCAAAUCUGGCACCUUGCCGCCCAGCUUCCCCUCACCCUCGACCUCUGGCGCCUCCCCAUCGGAACGCCCUCCUUCCAUGCCACAUACCCUAACCAACAACCAAACUUCGUAAACACCUACAGAUUCUGCACCACACGCCGCGUCCCCUCUCUUCUGCAUGUGAACAAGGAAUCCCGCGCCAUCGCGCUGCAGCAUUACGUCCUGGCAUUCGGAUGCACGAACAUCGUAGAUGAGGAUCAGGGCAUCACGAUGACCGCCCCGGCAAGAACUUAUGUGAACUGGAGAAUGGAUACAAUACUCUUUUUGGGAGCGAGAGGUGAUGAUGCUAUCCCUGAUGCUUUGACAAGUGAUGUCCCAGCAGAAGGAGCCUCGAUCGCUAUCGAGGUCUCAUGGAUGGCUUACCCCCUCGAGUUGACUGAAGUCAACGCGAUUUCUGGGAAUGAUAGGAUCAGAGAGGUCAUUUUCUACAAUAGCGAAUUGCCGGAGGGCAUGCAAUUGGCUUUUGAGUUGUUCGAUCGAUCGAAAAAGAGACCGAAAAGCAUUGAGUUUGUGGAAUUAGAGGAUGGGGAGGAGCAGCGGCGGGAGUUGCUUUUCAUGUUCGCCAAGGAAGAACUUGAAUUCCAAUUUCAGCGGCUGGAGGAAAUAGUAGAAGCGGAUUAUUGGUUGGAUGAUGUCACUUUGGAAGAGGGGCAGGAGAGACAGGAGGCUUUGAAAGGGAUUCAAAUGAGGCUAGUGGUGAGGUUUGGGAAGUUGUUGAUCGAUGGAAAGUCGUGCAGAGAGUCAGGUGUAUGGAACUUGGCAGAUUCGGUCUCUCCUUAGUCAGUCACUCCUGUAGGGGCCAGAGUCGUCAAUAAUUUGACCGAAGGAUAUUUUUCUCAAUCAACAAUUAUCUUGUCCUGUUCAUAACAUAGCAGCUAUUAUAAUCAAUAUAAUCCUCCACCCUUGCAUGUGCAACACGUGACCCCCGCUGCUACCUUGCGACUAAUGUGACUAUAACAUCUGCUACCUGUCUACGGCCGAGCU